GCUCUAGUUGCAUUGCAGGCAACAACCGUCUCGUCGUUUUUCGAUUGAGACUUGCUCCCCACAUCGCUUGGAGGCCGCCCUUCGUGCCUGCGACUUUCUCGAGGAAUCCGCCGGCUAUCCGGUUGUAACGAAGACAACGAUACACGCGCUCGCAGGCCGUCCAGCAGUUUCGUCUGCGGAGAGCCUGCCUCGACGUCGGGACUUUUUCUGAAGGGAACGGUUUUCCGCGUUUUUUUUCGCCGUACUCAGCGGUUACAAACUUCCUCUUCGAAACCUCGCGCGUGGGGCAAGCUUCGAGGCACCGCAAUCCAAAGAGAGCACGAUGGCGCCGGUGAUGACAGCGUCGGCUGCGUCGGAUCGGAUGCCAGGUCUGCAGCGGGGGAAGCAGCGCGUCCGCCAGAACGCCUUCGCAGGUUCGGCUUCUUCGUCUUCCUCGCGACACGCAAAGGCGCAGCCGACGCAGGCUCUGCGUGGCGCAGAGGGGCAGGGUCUGUCUCCGCACCAGCAGCGCCUCCAACAGAACGCUCUGCUGUCGGGCCGGCAUCAUCUGGCGCUCGGAUCUGACGAGAACUCGAUCACGGACUUGUCUCCGCGCUCCCAGAAGUGGGUCGAGGACGUCCAUCCGCUGCUUGAGUUUUUCAACUACUCGAAGAGAGACGUCUACGCGCUCGUGCAGCGAGCAGAGUACGACCAGGACCGCGUCCAGCAAGCCGUGGCAGAAAUCGUCGAGGAGAAGAAAGGUCACGAGCAGGGCUCUUGGGAGGUCGUUUUGACGAAGCAGCAGAAACACCAGCUCCACCGCGCCGCGCAAGCCGAGACGCUGCCGCUCUCGGGCAGGGAAGGCCGAACCCGGAGACCCGACAGAGAGAGAGACAACAGACACGCAAACGCCGACCGACAGAGAGGAAACGAACACCCGAGCGCCGGAAGACGCGCAGACAGACAAACCGCUGCUGGACCUGUUCAGAGACGACGCAGAGACAGCCGAGGAGAAGCCGGCGGUUUCCGUCGCGCAGGCGGCCAGAACGCAACCGGGAAGGCUGCGACAGGUCGGCGCAGAGGCAGACAGGGAGAAGCGGUGCCAGGUGUCGAGAGAGACUGGGAAGUCGAAGCGCUCGAGUCGCAGUGGGGGGCGGGUCCUGAUGGCCUCGUUCUGCCCAAGACACCCGUCAGAUCUGGAGAGGUUGAAGGCACUUCGUCGGGAAGCCCAGUCGCCCAACAGACAGCCGCGCCUCCGGCCCAGAAAGAGACAGUGAACACUCCAGAGGCGCCUCAGGCCACGGCGGCUCCGGCAGCUGCGACCGCGUCUCCGGCGCGUUCGUGGGCAGCGCGUCUGGUGCAGAAGAAGGAGACAGUUCCAACGCCGGAGUCGAAGGCCUCUCUGUUGGGAGCAGUCAAGUCUCCUCGCGAGAGCAGCGAGGCCAGGAAACGUGAGCCGUCUCCAAUUGCGGCCCCUGCGGUCAAGUCUCCUCGAGCUGCGACUCCGGUGCGCGACCGCUCUCCCCACCCCACAAGCGAGGCUCCGAAAGUCGAGAAUGAAUCUUCUCCCAAGACUGUUCACGGAAAAGAAGCAGAGUCAGCGUCAGCAGGCGCCCCGACUGGCCAAACCGCGCCCGCGACGCCGGUUCUGCGGGUGUCUCCGGCGCCGGAGGAUGUAGCUGCACCCGAGAAGGCCGUGGCACAGGCCCCCAGGAGUCCGAGCCGGAGCCCGCGAAAGAGUCCGCGAGCGGAACCGAGACGCGAGGAGCCGAGACGCGAGGAGCCGAGACGCGAGGAAUCGACCAGAGCGAGUGGAGUGGCGAACCCUGUUGUCAUCAUGCCGCAGCACCGCCACGCACAGGGCGUCUUCCUCGCGGACGGCGCAGGCCGCACCCAGUCCCCAGGCGCGCUGGGGCAGGGCCCCCACGGGGUCGUCGUUGUCGGGGCGCGAGCUGUGCAGAGCCCAAGAGAGGCCCAAAGGCGCGCGGAGGCAGGUGCAGCGUACGCCGGCGGAGAGGCGUUCGAGGGCCGCGAGCGAGGCCAGGACGAGUUGGCCGCCCGCGAGAACGCCUCGCUCGAAGAAAAUCUCCUCACGUUCGGCACCGUCGAACUUCGUUUCUGCACGGCGAACCGAGGCGUCGCGGCUCCGGUCACGACUGUGGAGAAGCCGAAGGCGUUCUCUGCCUCUCAGAUGCCGUCUCCGAAACUCUCCUACCCCGCAGAAGAAGCAGCCACCACCCACACCGCUGCGCAAGCCGCUGCUCCGGGUCUUCUCUCAGGUGCAGCAGCCCCCGGCGGGGCGCUGCUCCCCGCGGGUCUUCGACCUGAGGGUGCGGGCCCCGAGGCUUCGGGCGCCGGAAUGGAGCCCGACGCGGAGGGGGCGACUCGGCCGCCGGUGUCUCCGCGCCAGCAGGGUCAGUUUCCGGCGGGGACUCGGGACCAGAGCGCGAGCUUCGCCUCUGUCUCCUCGCGGUUCGGACCUCUCGACGCGCAGCCGGCGCAUGCAAGUGUCCGCGAGGACCGCAGCGGCGUCCAGCGUCUCAACGAAGAGUCUCUCGCGGCUGCUGGCGGCGUCGUGGGGCGGAGCCAGGGAGCUUUAUCCAGCGCCCAGGGCCAGCAUUUCGCGCAAGGCGGUCGCGGCGCCUACGGGGCCGGAGCCCCGAGCCAGCCGGCGGGAACCUCACGGGCCAACUACCCUGUUGGACCCGCGGGUGCGGAGUCUAGCCAGUCGGCACACGAGUCCGUUCGCGGCCCGGGGGCAGAAACCCACGCUGGCCGCAGCGGCGCCUCGCAGCCGUCCGGCUCUCAGCAUCAACCUCUCUUGAUUUCGGGAGACAACUCGGAGUUCCCGAGCACACAUGCAGGUGACGGCACGGGCUCCCUUGACGCCUAUUACCACUACGUCGGCGGCAGAGACUUUGUGGGGACAGGCGUGAAGCUGGAGAACGCGGCGCUCACAUCGGGCUCUGGAGCCUCCGCUCGGUUCGCCCAAGAAGCGGGCGCCGGCGGUCACCAGAGUGGACAGGCUCAGGUUUCGUCUGCGGCUUUAGAGGGCGAGAGCACGAACGCAGGGCCUUCUUCCUUCUCACCCGCGAACCUGUACCCAAACACUUCGCUCUUCAACGCCCAGGGCGGACCGAACGAGCCGGCGGGUCCCGCGCCGCACCAGCCGGUCGGAAGCGGCCGCGAGGCCCGCGGAUCUGCCGGAGAGCGCCGAAAGAAGCAGACGGGGUACCACCUCGGGGGAGGUCAGGGCGGCAGCCAGCUGGCGCAUGCAUCGGGGGGCUUCUACGGAAAUUCCGGUUCGAACUCGAAUCUGCAGAAUGCGUCUUGGUCCGGCGGGAACGCCCACAACGCGGCGGGCGCGCUGGGGGGUUUGGGGACGGGUGUUGGCUCUUCGAACUCGACUCACGCCAACUCAGGAUUCAGCGACUUGAGUGGGACCCCCGGAUCUGGAGGCCUGAACCGCAGCCAUGCGUACAACGAGUAUAACACCGCAAACGCGCCUUCGAGUUCUUCCUUGACGAGCGCGAAGCCUCCGCCGCCGCCGCCUGCCUCCGGAGGUGCGGGCCUCGCGCCCGAGAACAACAGGCUCCUGGGGCUCGGGCACCAGGCGGCGACCGCGGGCGGAUCCCAGCCGAGUUCCUUCUCUUCCUACUCUCACUCCCAGCAGCGAGAAGCGCCUGUGGGGGGCCAAAGCUCAAGCGCGAGAAACUUCGGACAACACUCUGGCGCCGCAGGCAACAAGGGCGUCUCCGGGAGCUCCUUGCAUGCAGCGAGUUCCUCCGGGGCGGGGGCCAGCGGAGGCGCAUCGGGCUCGGCGAGCCACAGUUCUUCGCACAGUGCGUCGCACAACGCGACUCACGGCGAGAGCUCUUCUCACGGGGCGAGUUCGACGUUCACACCGCCGCCAGGCCUGGGUCCCUCUGGAAACGCGCAGCAGUCGUCUGCCAACGGCUUGGGAGCGGCGCUGAACAACCAGCCGAGUGCGUCUUCAAACACAUCAAGCAGUGGAGGCCCCCCGAGCUCGUACAGCUACCAGGGCUAUCACCACACGGGCAUGGCGUAUCCCCACUACAACAACAUGUACUACGGUCACCACGGAAACAUGAUGCCACACCCCUUCGGCGUCAUGGCAGGACACCACGCGACGUCGAAUGCGAGCACCAGCGGCAGUGGCAUGGGGAAUCCAACGGGAGUGAGCAACGAGGGUCUCCCCUAUUCCUCGGCUUCUGGCCAGCAGAGCGGAAGCUCCGCGUCGCUCUCUUCGUCUUCUGUGAACGCGCCAGGAAACGCUCUCGACCUGGAGACGAGCAGCGCCAGCGACUCUCACAACGCACAGAGUAGUUCCUCCGGCUUUGCGCAGCAACAUUUCCACGCGGAGGGGUCAGGUUCCUUCUCGGGUGGAGGCUACAACCACGUACAAACUUCCACCAAGACACCGGGGUCGGGUCCUUCGACGAACGCGAGUGGAAGCUACAUGAGCUACUACAACGGCUCUUCUGGAUUUUCUUCUUCUCUCGGCCGCAAUGGUCAAGGCACCUACCAAAACCAGCAAGGAGGCAAUUCAAAUUCUUCGGGAGGAUUCAGCUCGAGAAACGAAAACUCCGGGAACUUGGGCGUCCUUGCCUCUACGAACCAAAGUGGAGGUGGCUACGGAAAGAACAAUGGAGGCUAUGGAAGCAAGCAAUACCACGGGCACAGCUCUUACUAUCCACGAGGGAACGCGUCUUCAGACCAGCAGGCUGCGCAAGCCGCCGCGGCUGCAGGCUACUACGGGGGGUACAGCUACGGACAGUACGCCCAUCCUCCCGGUCUGGGGAAUACUUUCUAUCAGAGCAACUUCGCGAGCCAAAGCGGCAGCAGCCAAGGACGACCGAACUACGGAGGCUACAACGCGAACAUGUGGAGUUGAAGAGAGAGAAGACCGUUUCGCGAAAAACGGUGGAGACCUGGCGAAGCCCAGGGCGAAGGCGAGGGAGGAGAGACGAGAAGGGGGCGAGGAAGAUGCGUCGAAAGCGAGAGAUGUUCGAGAAGAAGAGUGGAGAGAAGAGGCGAUGGGAGAGGAGGCGCUUCUUGUUCCUUGUCUUCCCCACUUUUACAUGCAGCGACACCCUUCACAGGAAAUCACAGAAGUCUUCUAGGAGCGAUUUUGGCCAACUUUCUUUUUUCUUGUAACUUGAUGCAAGCAACGCUCUUUCGUCGCUCGCGUGUCUUGACGUGAGAGAGACCACUCACAAACUGCUGAAGAAAGCUAUUCCUUCC
Toxoplasma gondii ME49 is the source of this 5244-nucleotide messenger RNA. RefSeq lists its product as hypothetical. The transcript has 10 exons. The coding region runs from base 323 to 4894 and encodes 1523 amino acids. Lineage: Eukaryota; Apicomplexa; Conoidasida; Eucoccidiorida; Sarcocystidae. The record is from RefSeq and is a predicted model, not a curated record.